AGCACUAGCCCAUUCUUUAGAUAAAAUGAGAAACGCUUUGGAGGUGAUUUCUCUUCGUGAUUUGGGUUCUCUUCUUCACCCUUCAAAGCCCUAACCCUAACCCUAAAACCUCCAAUCGAUGUACGCCGGAAGAGCCAGAGCUGCUCCUCUCUACUUCAACCAUCUUUUCAACGUCCGCACAAUAAAACCCCCUCAAUUUCCACCUACACUUUCUGGUUGUGUUAGAAAUCUCGAGACCGCCGCGGAAAGAUCGGAUUCUUACGAGGAAAGCAGUACAUACAACCCAAAUGAUAGGCACCCUUACGGUUGGAAUUCGAAUUCGAGUGGGGGUUACGGCCAGCACGCGAAUUCGGACUCUUUUGAUGGCGGUACUGGGGUUAGGGCUGGGAAUCCAUUGAAUUUUUAUUCCGGUAAUCACAACGCUCCGUUUGUUGGCAGCAACUUGGGCGGGGGACCUGAGAGAUACCGAAAUGGAGAAAAAACGCCUAAUGUUACAGCUCAUCAUUUCCCGGUGUUAAGUGAUGUUGAAGCUAGUCAAACAAGAAGCGAAUUGCAGGAGUUACAUGAGCUAAUUGCAGUGGGGAAAUUGAAGGAAGCGGUGAAACAUUUGGAGUGGCUCCGCAGUGAGGGUAUCGAGAUCGAUCUGUCUCAGUAUGUGGCAUUGAUGAAGUCCUGCGGAGAGAAGUGGGCAUUGGAUGAAGCCAAAGCAGUCCACGAGCACCUUUCAAGGUCGGGGUUGCGUCUUGAAGUCUGGACGAAUAACCGGAUUCUAGAGAUGUAUUCAAAAUGUGGUUCAAUGGAGGAUGCUCUUGUAGUAUUUAAUCAAAUGCCGAAGCGGAAUCUGACGUCGUGGGAUGUUAUGAUAUGUGGGCUUGCCGAGAAUGGUUGUGGGGAAGCUGCUAUCGAAUUAUUUACAGAGUUUAAAAGAACAUCUGGAUUGGAGCCGGAUGGACGGAUGUUUAUCGGGGUGUUUUCUGCCUGCGCGGUCGUGUGUGAUGUUGUUGAAGGGAUGCUACACUUUGAGUCCAUGAAGAACGAUUACGGCAUCGUUCCAACUAUGGAGCACUAUGUUAGUAUAGUAGGCAUGAUGGGAAGUGUUGGAUGUCUGGACGAGGCUUUAGAGUUCGUUGAAAAGAUGCCGGUGGAACCUGGCGUAGAGAUUUGGGAAACCUUGAUGAAGUUUUGUAGAAUUCAUGGAAAAACAGAGCUUGGGGACCGAUGUUUGGAGCUCAUCGAGUGUUUGGAUGCCUCACAUGUUGAUGAGCAGUCGAGGGCCGGCCUCAUAGCAGUAAAUCCCUCUGAUAUUGCACGGGAGAAAGAAAAGAAGUUAAGCGGCGACAAUGGCGGGCGCGCAAUGAGGGGUGUCCAUGAGUACCGAGCAGGGGACCGAAGCCACUCGAAUUCCGAAAGGAUAUACGAAUUGCUUUGGGGAUUGAAGCAGCAGUUGAAAGAGGUGGGUUAUGUACCCCAGACCAAAUUUGUUCUCCAUGACAUCGAUGAAGAGAUGAAAGAAGAAGCGAUUAUGAGUCAUAGUGAGAGGCUCGCGGCUGCUCAUGUUUUCUUGACCACUGCAGCUCGGAACCCUAUGCGCAUAAUCAAGAACCUCCGUGUUUGCAAUGAUUGCCACAAUGUAUUUAAGCUCAUCUCAAAGCUAACCGGCCGAGAAAUUAUAAUGCGAGAUAACAAGAGAUACCACCAUUUUAGAGAAGGUUCGUGUAGCUGUAAUGAUUAUUGGUAACAUGGAUAUGUCGAGGUACUUGAUGAUUCUUUUCUCCUUUAAUAUAUAGAUAGAUAUGAAUGAUGUCAUGAAUUUUACCAUAUGAUUGGGCGAUCUCUUUAGUUCCCCUGUUUUGGUAAGGUUGAAGCAUUAUUAUAGGAUUGGUGAAUUGGUUUAGUUUCUUAGAGCACAUGCUUGUUGAGCUAAUUGAAUAUCAACUUUUGAAGGCAACAUUGUUACAUGAUGUUUACAAUUUUCUUCAAACGAAUUUUGUUGUGGAGAAUAUUGCAUAGCGUGCAUGAUUGAGAGUAAAUUGAUAGUAGGCUGAUGCUGUUGUUGGUUGGUUAAAUACGGUACAAUUUGUAGAUCAAUGGGCUUCGAUUAUCAAGGAUUACGUUUCUUGCUUUA
Messenger RNA from Andrographis paniculata, 2125 nucleotides. Its product is annotated as pentatricopeptide repeat-containing protein At2g34370, mitochondrial-like. The transcript has a single exon. Bases 119 to 1738 code for a protein of 539 amino acids. The record is from RefSeq and is a predicted model, not a curated record. Gene Ontology annotation, biological process: RNA modification. Lineage: Eukaryota; Viridiplantae; Streptophyta; Magnoliopsida; Lamiales; Acanthaceae. Gene Ontology annotation, molecular function: RNA binding; protein binding; zinc ion binding.